Molecule: messenger RNA, 4000 nt
Organism: Trichoplusia ni (cabbage looper)
Lineage: Eukaryota; Metazoa; Arthropoda; Insecta; Lepidoptera; Noctuidae
Product: mucin-5AC-like
Exons: 11
Coding region: 269-3031 (920 amino acids)
Source: RefSeq, a predicted model, not a curated record
AUUCUAGUCUGAUAACUUCAGUGCACCGAGUGGGCUGAUGCAACGUGGUGGCCGAGGGAGGGUUGUGUUACAGGAGCGGCGGGUGUGGGCUGGCGGCGCCGGCCGGCGAGGGUGCGGGUGCGGGCGCUGGUGGGCGCGCGGCUAUAAGUAAGAGGUGCGCUCGCGCCGGCGAGGUUAGUCGCCGUACGGCAGCGCGUCGCCAGCGGUGUCCCCCGCCCCCCUCCGCCGCAGCCCGAGCUCCGGGCCCUCGCCCUCCGCCGCAGACAACAUGACCGCCAGGAUAGCGCUAUGUUUAUUAGUGUGCACGCUUUACACGGCGUGCGCCGAAGUUGAUAUCAUCACGGAGCCACGGCCUGGUGAAGAGUAUGUACUUGUUAGUUCAGGUCAACAAACUCCAGUGAGGAAUUUUGAAACAUCACACAAAAUCCCAGAGAAACACCCCAAUCAUCGGAAUUUUAAACAAGACGAUAGCGAGAAAAUCAUCAAGAAAUUACACAGCGGCAAAGUAAAGCAUGCUACCGAGGGGAUUGUGGCUAUUGAAGAAGACAAAAAAGCUUUAUUCAAAAAGGGAUUGAAAAGUAAAGCGACAGAAUCCAUUGAGAUUGACUUACCCGUAUCGAAAUUAGAAGAUAUCAGAAUUCGAGAAAAUUUGAAGGAUGUUGAAACAAACCCCAAAAUGGCUGUUGCUUUGGAAGCGAUGUCAGAAUCUGGAAAAUUAAGUAAAACCGCAGGCACAACAACACAGAAGCCUGUAUUAACCACAGCACCCACAGCCACAACGAAAGCGUACGACUACAUCCCAAUCAACUUCGAUACUAUUGAUGACAUAAACACUGGAUUAUUAUCAUCCAAUGUUAACUUAGAAACAGCUGGAUCUGAACAAAAGCCUCAGUCAAGAAUCCAAAUCAAGAAGGGCCCUAAUGGUCAGGAUUACGAAUAUGAAUACAUAUAUUACUACUAUGAUGAGGAUGAGGAUAAGAAAGACGGCAAGGGAAAAGAUGGAAAAGGAAAAGACAAAUCAACUUCUACUGCAGCUCCCGCAACAUACAACUCUCAUGAUGGUCCAGAGAAAAUCGAAACCGACAACCACAUUGCUAACGAAAGUAAAACAAAGAACAAGUACAGUACUAUCGACAGAACUGUAACCACGACAGCUGCUACUCCAGAGAUCCAGAACGAGGUGGUCCCAGCGACAACACGAGGCCGAGGCCGCGGCCGCAACAUCGCUCCUGCACCUGUCUCAGAAGAAGAUGAAGAAGACAUCAGCGUCAGAUUGCCAUCAAGCACACGGUUCCCGCCUCGAGGUCGUAAUUUAGCAUCAGCUACUUCAACAACUUAUGUACCCGAAGUAUCUUCGGAAACUAUUAGACAACGCGGACGGUCACAAAGCGACAGUGUAGCUGAUGAAUCGAUUGGUCAAACCAGAAGCAGGACCCGUGCGCAUAUCAGGCGCCCUAGCUCAGAGCUUGUUGACUUGGACAGCUUCAAAACUCACUCCGGAGAUAUCCCAUCACCCUCUCAGUACAAAGAGCCGCCAAGCAGAUACUCUUCAGAAAGUCGCACAACCACUGAAGAAGUGCCUGAAACAUCGCCAGUUACCAAAGAACCUACAAUUGUCAAAGAAUCCUCCCGGGAAGGACACAGCUUGGCGUCGGGUAUCAAGUUCCAAGAAGUGCUCGACGACUCCAAACUCCCCUCUGACUACAAGCAGACCACACCCUACGAGCAGGACACCACUGAGUACACCACAAUGACCGCUAUGGAGAAAGUAGCUCUAGACCUGUACGCAUACUUAGCGGGAGAGAACUUAAACAAUGACAUCAACCCGACGAACGAGAUCAGUUUUGACGGAACAACUACCGAGUUGGACGACUCAUGGACCACCACCGAUUUCAGUACGACCGAAGAGGCGACAACACCUACCACAACUACGACAACCACUACUACAACCACCACAACCACAACCACAGAGGCACCGACGACGACCACGUCCGCCGCCCCCACGCGGCCGUCGAGGUUCAAGGGUCGCGCCGGGGCCCGCACGCGCGCCUCCACCGCGGCCAGCGCCAGCGCGCCCACCGAGGCCCCGCAGGAAACCUCUACGAGAGUGCGAGGUCGCUUCGGCAAGCCGACUCCCGGACGCAAGACCACCGCAGCCGCCGGCUCCGCCAACAACGCCGAGGCCGCCACCGCUGCACCAGCCGAAAAACCAGUCUCACAACCUAAGGCAUUCGGCCGUCGUGGACUGUUCGCCGGCCGCACACGCCCAAGCUCCACCACUGCAGCCCCCGCAUCGGAAGACCAGGCAGCUGUCAACGCUCCCGCGUCCAGUGAAGCCCCUGCACCCAGACCUAGGCUCCGUCCAGGACUGAGGCGAGGUCCUUCAAGUACUAGCACUACAGCUGCCGCGGCCAGCUCUGCUGGUGAAGACAGCACGUCAGCCAACGGCUCUGGUGAAGUAGCCGAGACUACGCCAACCCCGUCCAGAUCUAUUGGUCGUGGUAGACCCGGUCUACGGCCAGCCUCCCUGCGUCCCGGACCCAGGCUGAACCUGCGCCCUAACCCUCGUGUGCGCGGCGGUGUCAGCGCGUCCCCUGAGGCCGCGUCCGAAGCGCCCGCAGAGACCUCCGCACCUGAAGCGCCUGCCACUGAUGCUGAUGCCGAGGCCUCAUCACCCACUCCAGCUCCCGAAGCCCCUCGCAGCGGCCUGAGGGUCCGCAACAGACUGCAGGUGUCCCCCUCGCCCAAGCCCCGCGCCUCUGUCACUCCCCCCGCACGUCGUGUCAACCCAUUGCUGAAGAGGAAACUGGUUUCCACAGAGGCAACAACAGAAGCAGCUAAGAAGCCAACUGAGACGACAGAAGAGAGCACAAGCGCUGAGAAGAGCGAGACGGAGACCGAGCCGACGCCGUCGGAGACCACUCCCGCGCCGCCGCUGCGCGGACUGGACGCGCUCAUCGCCAAGCGGCGCGCGGCCGGCGGCAUCGGCGGCCGGCCCGCGAGACCCGUGACCGGACUACCACCCAAAUAACCACCUACCAUACCCACUCACCUCUCCUUAAAUACCCAAUGACAUCAUACCGCAUGCUGCAACUUAAGCAAAGUAUCUAAAAAUCAUAACAAGAUACUCCAGUGACAAAAUUUAAUCAUUUCUAUCACCUUUAUUUAAAGUUUGUUUAAUUAUAAUUUAAAUUUUCCCAGCUAAGUUGAGCAUUUAUGACAUGUCAUUAAUCUUAGUCAAUUUACUUCAGAAACGACUUAGGUGUUAGUGUUUUUCGUCAACGUACUAUCUACCUAAUAUCAACGUUUUUUUCAACUAUAGUUUUAAUAUCUGUAAUUAGUAUAAGUUUCUAAUAUUUUUCAUAUCUAGUAAUGUACCUGCGGGUACUCUCAACUAAGUACUAUUCUUUAUAUUUUACAAGUGUUAUGUACAUAUUAGUAGUAGAUAUUGUUACGAGUAAGUCCGGGGUUCCGUGUAUAAGGAACGCUCCCGAAAAAUUCAAUAUAAACCAAAUCAAUAUCUCUAUAACAUCUAAAGAAAUAGUUGUUUCAAUUUCGGCAAGUCUAACUUCUAAGGCACCUGUAUUGUUCUUGGAUCAUUAUUUUCUAUAUCGGGACUCGUAAAUCGUGACUGCAAUUAAAUAAGAUAGGUCUUGAAACUGAUGUGAGUGAGCCACUCCAUUACACAUUACGCCUCUCCAAUUCCACAGGAAUUCGCUUUCUCCAGAUCUUGGAUGUAUCUGUAAUAUCAUGUAUUGUUCUUAUCUUGACGCACUAUUUGUAUUGCAAACGUUCGUCGAUCAUUCUCAUUCGUGUGUAUUUAUAUUUGAGUGAUAAAGAUGUCCUAAUGUAUAAUAGUAAUGUCGUUUCAAUAAUGACCGUCACUCAACUCGAUAUUACACGUCUCCUGAAGCACUGACUGCUAGUGCCAUCGUGAUAUGUUUUUGUAUCUUUCGUAAGUGUGAUAAUAAAAUUAAUAAUUAAGAUUAUACAGUUUGGA